CAAUGGUAGAGGAGUCUAGUUUUCAACCCAUCAUUACAUUGUAUGAUGCUAUUACUGACUCACCUGUGUUUCGCUCGAGUCUUUCUCAUUACGAUCAACAACUCGAUCAGUUGGAGCACUGGCUUGACUCCUUUUCUCGUCAGUUGAGAGUCUAUACAGACAAAUUGAACAAAUUAAAUGUAGAGACAAUGACUUUAUGUCAAAAGGCGAUCCCUGAGGGAAUCGAUGACACUUUGAUAGAUCCAAAUUUCUCGGGUGCUGUCAUGAAAGGCUUUGCUGAUGCAUUACAGACAAGUUUAUCAUUCAAGACAAAACUAGUACUUCAUCUUGAAGAAAGUUUGAUUUCACCUCUACAACAGUUUGUCAAGACGCAUUUAAAAGAUUUCAAGGGAUUUAGAAAGCAAUAUGAAAAAGUACUCGAGAAAUACGACACUCAGUUAGCAAAAUACAGUUCAAUCAACAAAACCAAAGAUCCUUCUUCUAUACGAGAAGCAGCCUUUCGAUUACAUGAAGCGAGAAAGGAAUAUGUUCGCAUGUCAGGACAACAUGUGUUACGUAUCCUCAACUUUCGUUCUAUGCUUGAGCGUCUCUUGAUUGAACGUUUUUCAAGAGCGACCAUGGCUCAGAAACGCUUUUAUGAUGAAAUUCAAGUAUGGACUAAUUUAGACGCUGCUUUAUCUUACUGGAAGCAAUGGCUUGUUGACGACAAACUCACUUGCUCUUAUCAACUCUACGAACAACAAUUGGCUCGUAAACGACUUGAAGAUGAGUUUAUUCAGCUCACCAUACCAGAUCGUGAUAUUGAGAAAUAUGUACCUAUGACUACUGAAAAAAAGGGUGAUCGUCUCACUUAUUCUACAUGGGGAUACUUAUUUAUCAAGACCUCUCGUCAUUCAUGGACUCGUAAAUGGUUUUAUGUUCAUGGCGGCUAUUUUGGAUCAUGUCAGGCAGACAAGAAAACAAUUAUCAGUGAAAUACGUGUUCGCUUGACGGACUGCAAGGUCCAGGCUAGUGUAGACCUUGACAGAAGAUUCUGUUUUGAAGUCAAGGCAACCAACCAACCUUCUUUUAUCUUGCAGGCAGAGACAGAAGAAAGCAUGCAGCGUUGGAUUCAAGUGUUUCAUCAAAAUAAGCAAUCCAUAGAACAAACACCCUCAGUUCAACAACAUCAUGUUCAAGAUGUCACUUUGUUACAGGACGCAUCGAUGGCUAUGGUGUCUACCACACCUGACAUCAAAGCUACUUUAGCAAACUCGUCCUCAUUGACACCCUUGUUGGUCUGGGAGGCUGCUCGAGGUGGCUCUUGUUCUAUUCAGCAGUUGCCUUCAGGUUCUUGGGGUAUUCCUUGGUCACUUGUGCCUACAAUGGUUAAUCUGACAGAAGAUAAUAUUGUAGAGAAACAAGUAAAUCUGCCUCAAGUGGUUUGGCCCGCAAAAACAGCUUCUGUCGAGGUACCUCAUGUUGAUAUGAAUGGCUAUACAGACAAAAUGAACGGAUUAAACAGGGAGCUACGCCAUCUAUUUAGUGGUGUAGGAACAGACGAAGUUGUGUUGGAUGUAUUUGUAUGCUGCUUAAGGAAGAAACCCAAAACUUUGAGACGAGACCAUAUCAAAGACAUUCAGCAAUCAAAAUCAACACUCAAUUCACCUUCAGCCGAUUUAUAUGAAAAUGAGCUGGUACAUCAAUUAGUUCAAUUAGACAACUUGAGUCCUCUUUCAAGUUAUGGUUAUGCCUACACAGGGCGUGGGUUUAUCACUCAGGAUACAUUUUGGUUCUAUAGCUGUAUCUUAAUGACUUGUAUCAACUCUGUUGCUAUUCGACUCAAAGACAUUGAAGAGAUCAAGGUCAUUAAAGACCCAUCUAUUCAUAGACCUAUGCAUGAUACAACCAUUGCUAUGAAGACGGACAUGGUGAUCUCUGUCAGUUUAGUAUCCAAUGCACAAUGUGGCAUGAAAGAACCUUUGAUAUUUGGGUUCUUGAUGGACGAUAUUGAAGUGAUUGCAUCCAAUCUUACCUUAGCCGUUGAAAACGCAAAGAGCAACAAGCCUUUACCAAUCAAAGAUCUUUUUAGUAAGAUGCAACAGCUGUCACUCCACUUGGCUUCACACAAGAGUAUUGUACUCAAUGUCCCAGUAACAUUCAGCAGUGCUAUUUCGCAAAUCAAAGAAAACCAUUUGACAAGAACACAUGCAGCUACUGUAGGUCCUGAAUCUCAGGUGAAUGCAUCCGAAAUCCUAAAAAGCGCACGUCAACGUGGAGACUCUGAGCCAUUACCUCAAGUCAUACCACCAGAGAUGUCAAUAGAAUUACCCAAGCCUGAUCCUGAUAUGCCGCCUGCUGAUAUCCAGUGCCCUGAGGGACCUGUACAGUGCAAUUGUGAAGAUCAUUUAGAUAGACAGGAUGUACAACUCAAUUUACCUAUUUCAGCUAAACGAUGUUUUGAACUCUUGUUUUCUGAUGAACAGACUGCGCCUCCCACAAAUGGUGGUGUUUGGGAAAGCAAAACAGCAGCUAUUGAAGGACAUGAUCUUUCUGUUACACCUUGGUCAAAGACAAAUGGUGAAUUGCAACGUGUGUUAAAGUAUUGGAUGCCUGUAUCAAACCCUAUUGUACGCAUGAAAGAAGCUGAAGUAGUAGAAACUCAAGUACUUAUCAACAAAGAAGAUUACAUUCGUUAUACCGUUCAGAUUUCUACCAAGACAGCAGCUCUUCCCUAUGCAGAUGCAUUCAUUCCUUCUGUUCGUUACUGUAUCACUUGGGUCAACAAAUCUGAGUGUCAGCUUACAUGUUAUUUAGGUGUGCAUUGGGUCAAAAGUGUUCUUGUUCGAGCUAUUGUAACAAGGGCAGCACUAAAAGGCAUGUCUGACAGUGUUCAGGUGUUUAUGCCUAUCUUAGAAGAAGCUUCUGAAAAGAUCAAAGCAGCUGUUGAUCAAGAGCAUCAACAAGGUCUUGAACAUAACAACAGUCUUUUUGCCAACCAACAUGAAGCUGGUAACAAGCCAAGUAUGAGUUCCUUAACAGAAGAAAAGAUAGCCCCUGAACCCGUAUCUACGCCUCAGCCCAAUAGGAUCAAAUCUAUUCCUUCAAUCACACAUUUAAAUCCAACAGAAAAAACGACACCUUCACCUUCUGUCUCGCUUGUAGCAGCGAACACAGCUAAACAAGCUAGUUUGCAAAAACCAAUAUCAUCCAAAGAGAUUCAACAUGAAAAGCCUACACAAACAACAUUAAAGACAACACAUAGGUUUUCAUCUUGUCACUGGCCUGUAAAAGACAUGUGUCUUUUUAGUGUUCUUUUGAUACUCUCUUUAUUUACCUUGUACUCUUAUUCGCAAUCAAGUACCAUCGUGAAACAAAUCUCUCGGGAUAAAUUCGGGUGUCCUCUACUGCCCGUUGCUCUCUCCAAAUCACGUUCCGUUUACCUUCGUGAUAUUCACAAUGGCCUACUUUCAAACAACAUGCAACCUCCUUACGCUCAAACAAGAAGCUUCCAAGUAUUCAUGGAUCUCAAAUCCAAUAUUUCUUUUGAUGAAGAUUAUAUCACAAGUCGCUACUGGCAUGAUCUAGACCAUUAUCGACUUGCUGUGGAUCUGUACAGUAGUCGAGAGAAAUUAGGUGUUUUACGACACGAUAUAUUGCUUUUAUUUCAAGCGCUCAAUCGUGUCGAUGCUCAGCUGAUUGAAAGAGAAUAUAUCAAUUGGUUACUGGAUAUUCGGUUGAAAUGUCAACGUCUGCCCUUAUUGAAUGAGGCGAAUCGACACCAAAAAGCACAGAUAUUGUGCUUGGAUGCAAAAGAACAAUUGCUGGUGCAUUUUAAAUAA
Messenger RNA from Gilbertella persicaria, 3821 nucleotides. RefSeq lists its product as uncharacterized. Gene Ontology annotation, biological process: intracellular sterol transport. NCBI's taxonomy places the organism in Eukaryota, Fungi, Mucoromycota, Mucoromycetes, Mucorales, Choanephoraceae. The record is from RefSeq and is a predicted model, not a curated record. The annotation marks the transcript as partial. Gene Ontology annotation, cellular component: endoplasmic reticulum-plasma membrane contact site; plasma membrane; cortical endoplasmic reticulum. Gene Ontology annotation, molecular function: sterol transfer activity; sterol binding; protein binding. The transcript is spliced from 14 exons.